AUGACGCUGCGUCUCGACCGGUCGUUCCUUCCCUCUCACGGAAGUCUUGGCGGAUUCCCAUCGGCCGCGGUUUCCUCCUCGGCCAAGGCGCUCACGGCAGUCUUCACUCAUACGAACCGCCCCACGAGCAAACAAAGACGCCGGCAAUCACCCUCCUUUGACCACCGCCCUGCAUCCACAUCCACAUCCAUAGUCGCAUCAUCACCAUCGCCAUCUCAUCGUCCUCCCCCAGCGACAUCACCCAUCGACUCGCCCGUCGCCCGUAUGCCGACGUCGCCUGCCUCGCCGCCUUAUUACUACCAGAACCAGCCCGUGAUUCACAAAGCAGCGCCUGUCUCAGUCGCACCACACACUCCGCCCUCGCCUGCGUCGGUGCGCAUGUCUUCGUCGGCUCAUAAUGGCAAAGACCAAUCUUUCCCUACGCCGCCGUCGUCCUACGUCCCGACAAGCUCGCAUUCGUUCGCCGGCAUGAACACUCACAACUCGACCCCACAACACUCCAUGGACACAGACAUGCCCGAUGCUGAGGCUCCGCAAGCGCGGCCAACGCUGCCGCUGCUCUGUCAAUCCCUCUGCCGGAUAGCUCACCCUAUCUCGCGGCCUCACCCAAAUGAAAACCUCAUCAAUUUAUACGGCCUGCAAAGCAUCGCCAACUCGGUCCGCCGAACAGACCCCAUUACGGGCGAGAAGAUCAACAAGCUGCGCAAGUCUUACGAGGGUAAGGUCAAGAAUUUCGGUCUCACCGGAAAGAACAAGCCCACCGACCUCAACGAAGAGCUGAGAGGCCUUCUGCAAUGGGACCCCGAAUCGUGGUAUGAUCAGCGCGUUCACGGCAGAGAACUUGACAAGGCCGAGUCGUCCCCUCUCAUGGCUACAUUGGGCCGCGCCUUGACUAUGAACCCUGGCACACUUCCUGCCGAUGAACACAACAAGUGGAAAUCCAUACUAGGCCUCGAUGAUGGCAACAAGACACCUUCUCAGCCUGCCUCCAAGAUCCCCGCUCACUCUCAGAUGCUCAAGGCCCAGGCCUCUUCCAUGCGCGCAUCCGCACCCGCCUCGCCACGUGCUUCGAACCCGAACGGUAUCCGUCCAGAUCGCUCAAACAAGAAGCGCCGAUACGACGAGAGUAGCUACACUGGUUACAACGAGAGUUACCAAGAAGACGAUGGCUACUCGACUGGUGGCUUGGAUGACAAGCGAAACUCUGCAACCAAGAAGCGCCGAAAAGUAUGA
This is a messenger RNA of Aureobasidium pullulans EXF-150, 1233 nucleotides long. Its product is annotated as Rox3-domain-containing protein. Gene Ontology annotation, cellular component: core mediator complex; mediator complex. Bases 1 to 1233 code for a protein of 410 amino acids. Gene Ontology annotation, molecular function: transcription coregulator activity. Lineage: Eukaryota; Fungi; Ascomycota; Dothideomycetes; Dothideales; Saccotheciaceae. The record is from RefSeq and is a predicted model, not a curated record. The transcript has 3 exons. Gene Ontology annotation, biological process: regulation of transcription by RNA polymerase II.